This is a messenger RNA of Lucilia sericata (common green bottle fly), 3305 nucleotides long. RefSeq lists its product as uncharacterized. The coding region runs from base 442 to 3228 and encodes 928 amino acids. The record is from RefSeq and is a predicted model, not a curated record. The transcript is spliced from 6 exons. Lineage: Eukaryota; Metazoa; Arthropoda; Insecta; Diptera; Calliphoridae.
UCUCCCAGUGCAGCAGAGAACAAAAAUACCAAAAUUUUGACAGUUGCUGUCAAAAUUUUCUGGUUACAAGAGAAAACAAAAGAUUCUUUUUUUACAUGAAGAAGUGAAAAAUUAAAAAUUUUUAUUGCAGAAUAUUGUAAAAAAAGUUAUAUUUAUAAAUACCAAGCAAUUGCAAUAAAAGACACAAUAAUAUAAUGAAUAAAAAAACAAACAGAACUAUGACAGCAACAAUGAAAUAAGUUAAACUAUCCAUUUAAAAAAAGCCACAAAGAAAAAGGCGUCGUAUGAAUGAACAAGAAGAAAAAAAGAAAAAGAAAAGGUUGACGACGAGGAGGACUUGUACUUGUAAUAUUAAAAAUAGUAGAAAAAAUCGCCGACGCAUACUCUAGUGCAGAAGACAAAAGAAAUCUUAAAGGGCAGAAAUUUUACAUAGCGAACCCUAUGGAAAACUUGGCCAAAUUUCCGGCCUCCUCAGAGGCUAAACGUAAACAUGAGUCUUCUACGAGAGCUCUGAAUUGUGGUGCAGGUGGUGUUACUACUGCAGCAGGUGCUGUGGGUGGUGGUGUUAAUGCAACGACCGGUAUUGUUGUUAACACGCCUCCCGUUUCAGCUCACACUUCGACUUGGUUGGCUGCCUUGCAUGUCAAUAACAAUAAUAAUACUGAAAAAUCCUUUACGAAUUCAGAGCAGGAACUGCACAAAUGCAAAGUUAAUCCUAGUAAUAACCUCAACACCACCACCACUAACAAUAGCUCAACAAACUCUUCUUUGGCGUGGCAGUGUGAUAGCUGUGAUAUUUAUCAAAAGAAUGGUACAUCAUCAUUGAAUGCUUCAUCUACUCUACCCAGAGUAACACUAAAUGAAGAGGAUGAAGGUGGCGGCACUGCUGGCGAUAACACAAUUGAAAAGCUUCCCUUAUCAUAUAAUGGCUCCGCUUUAGCUUCAGCUGCCCGUGACAUAGACUCGCCAGAUGCUGUAGCUGCUGCAGCUGAUGCUGCUGCUAACACCGCUUCCUUUCUACAAACAGAGACUGAUUAUGUUGCUUACGAUAUGUGUGGUGCCGUUUCGUUAUCACCUCCUCUGCUGGAGGAUCAUUUUGCUAUUUCGGCAACGGGUGGAGCCGGUAUUGGUGGCGGCCAUUCGAAUCGUACUUCCCUAAAUAAUUCCACCGAAAAUCUUAGUUAUAUAAGUGAUAAUUUUUACGGUGACGAUGAUCUCAUACUACUCGAGGAAGAUAUCGAUGUAGAGGCCGAGGAGUUGUCUCUUAACUCGGAUGAUUGUAUUUAUGCCUAUCGCGGUGAGGGGGCAGAAUUCGAUUUGCCCUUGCGGCCUUUGACAGGGGUGGGUGGUAACUUUGGUUUACUGCAUGGUUGUGCGGCAGUAGAUGAAGAGACUGAUUUUUUGGAAAUGGACUUCGAACCGGAUCCUUUGUCGGAGUUGGAAUACAAUCAGGCGCAGAGAAAUUGCUCUAACGAUAAUAAUGAUCAGUAUCUCUUGCAAAGGGAUGCCUGUCAUUUGGUUACACCUACCCAAAGGCAUCAAUUGUUUUCAUCGCCCAUAGAUGAUCUGCCGCCGGCACCUAAGGCUUUGCAGGCCCAAUCAUUAUUAACGAAAAAUUUUGCACGUAUUACUUUACAUUUGGAUCAAAUACAGAAAGACUACAAUGAAGAUUUAAGUGAUGAGGGUAGAGAACGUUUGAAUUCAGCUUUGGAAUCGCGACCCUUGGAGGAGGAGUUUGCCAGUGAUAAUUUAACAGCCGAUACCAGUCAUUCGCUGCCAAAUACUUUACACGAACACUUCACCAAUAGAUGUAACUCUGAAUCGGCCGUGGUCAAUUCUACUAAGGAUUGUUCUUUGGCGGCUCCUUUGCAAACUUUAGCACACAAAUCACCCUCCAAAAUAACCGGAGCUAAGCCGAAACGUUUGUCAACAUUUUCUUCUACAUCAUCUACCUCUUCGAAAAAUUCUUCAAAGUCACGCAACUCAUUGAGAUCAGCUUUUCAAACUACCAGCACUUUAGGCACCAGCUGCAGUUUCGAUGAACGCAGCGUUAGUUGUUCGGAAUUUCGCACAGAACGUGAUUUAUCGGCUAAUACGGCUGCUAGCUCCAAGCAGCCUUUAUUGUCCUCGGCUCCUCAUACCGCCCCCUCAACAGCGGCUAUUUUAAAUCCUGAAUUCAAUGCUUUUACCGAUGACACUUGCUUGGAUUGUUUGGAAAAAGAAUUCCUAGCCAAUACCAUAGGCAAAGCUUUGGAUCCUCAGGGCUGCCUGAAAUGUCGCAAACGUUUGGGUCAUCUAUCGUUAUACAAUACCACACGAUCAUCGACCGAACAUUCAAAAUAUCGUAGAAGUGCUUCGCCCACUACUACGUUCUUCUUUAACGAUCAACCUUCUCCCACUUCAAGGCUGUUUUCAUGUGAAUUCUUAAAUUCGCAGGCUCGCAAAAGGCAGGAAUGGGAUUGUUAUGUGCAGGAGAGUAAAGAAAACGAAACGAUCUGUGGAACGAAAGCAACGACAACGACGACUACCGGAGCUACAAGCGCCAAUGCAACAGCAACUACAGCAGCAGCAACGAAAAAUCAUCAGCCCGCCAAGGGUGGAAUGGUGAAUAUUAAGGAUUUAAACCAAAGUUUAAAGAAUUUAGAAUCAAAGCUUUUGAAAAAUCUCAAGCCUCCUGAUCCUUGUAGCGUUACGGUGCCCACACAAAAUCUCAACGAAACUUGUCUUGUGCAGGCAUUGGACAAAUUACAGGUCGCUUAUAAUAUGGACAUUUUAAGGAAAUGUUUAAAAAAAUACAAUACAAAUUAUUUCGGAAGUUCCACGACGAAUAUUUCAAAAACUUUAAAAGAAUUUCAUAAUCUUAAAGAUUUUCUCAUGUAUGUCUCCAAGAGACCGGGUAAUUAUUUAAAGUUACAAAGGAUAAUAGGUAAAGCAACGCAAAAACAAAUACUAGUGCAAUUUAAAAAGGACCCUUCUAUAAACGCUAUGGAAAUGGUAACCGUUAGAGUUUCCGAUAUAUUAUAUUAUUGGUCUCAGCAUAAAAAUUUGGAUAUUCUUAAAGAAAUGGAUAAACGUUAUCAAGAUACUAAUAUUUUAGGCAAAAUUGCAAAUAUAAUACGGCAAGCUCAUCAACGUUCUUCAUGUUCAUCACGACGACCACUACCAGAAUAUAUUUCCAUACCACAGUAUUAUCCCAGUGGUUUUCUAACAUUAACCAAACAAUGUUAAACAUUCUGUCAUACCACACAUAAACACGAUUUAAAAUACCAGCAAAAAAAAAAAAAAAAAUUAUAUAAAAUACAAUA